AGAAUAUAAAACGGUGAAGAAAAGCGGCGAUUUUUAAGGAGACGUCAUGCUUUCUGCAACUCCCCUGUAUGGCAACGUUCAUAGCUGGAUGAGCAAUGAAAGGGUCCGCAUGUGUGGAAUUAAUGAAGACAGGAAAAUUCCCGUUAACGAUAGUGAUGCACCGAAAAGCAGACUGGAGUUGAGGGAAGAAAAUCACCUGAAUCACAGUGUGGUGGAUGCGACUACAGCACAUCGCAUUGACAGUCUUGCAGCUCUGAGUAUGGACAGGUCUGGACUCAUGCGAGAAGGACUCAGAGUCCCCGGUAGUAUUGUCUAUUCCAGCUUGUGUGGACUCAGCUCAGAAAAAUCACGGGAUGCUACAAGUUCGAUAGCCGGGCUUGGAUUUACCCCUGAAAGAAAUCCAGAGAUACAGUUUAAGUCUAAUCCCCCUGAAGCGGUAGAAAACGCAGCUGUCUCUGGAAAGGCGCCGAAUGGCUUCAGUGCUAUAUACAAAACACCACCUGGAAUACAAAAAAACUCUGUCCCGACAGGGGAGACGCUGGGUUUGGACCGAGCUGCGGGUGACAAGCAGAGUCCCCUCGGUGUCAAUGGUGCUAGUUACCUAAGGCUCCCCUGGGUAAACCCCUAUAUGGAGGGUGCGACGCCCACCAUAUACCCUUUCCUUGACUCACCAAAUAAGUAUUCGUUGAACAUGUACAAGGCAUUGCUACCUCAGCAGUCCACCUACAGCUUACCGCAGCACCUGGCUUACUCGCCCGUAUGUACGAACGGUGAACGUUUUUUAUACCUGCCUCCCUCCCACUACGUUGCCCCCCACAUCCCUUCAUCGCUUGCGUCGCCCAUGAGGCUCUCAACUGCUUCGGCUUCACCGGCGAUCCCACCUUUGGUGCACUGUCCGGAUAAGAGCUUGUCAUGGAAGAUGGGCGUCAGCCCUGGCAACCCCGUCGACGCACAUGCCUACCCCCACAUCCAGAGCAGCAAGCAGCCCCGGGUCCCUGCCACCAAGCCGGCACCCACCAACAUGCCGGCGGAUCCCACGCUCCUGCUGCCACACUCACCCCGGCCGUCCCCCCGCCUGCCCCUGCCCACCCAGGCCGGGGACGCCUACACCGAUUUCCACAAACACUUCCCCAGGAUCACCACCUCUCCAUCCUCCGCUGUGACCCUCCCAAAGACGUACGUGAACGUCGGCGGUGAAUUUCCACCUUCCCGCCUCUCCAAUGGGAAGCUCCCCAAAGGCAGCGAUGCUGGGGAGGGCCCCCCGCCAGCCACCCCCCAUGUGCGGAAAGCUGGCCACGACCGGAAAGAUGGCAGGUCCCCUCCGCUCCUGGAAAAGCAGACCCCGACCAAAGAUGUCACAGACAAACCAUUGGACUUGUCAGCGAAAGUUGUUGAUGCGGAAACCGCUGGCAAGUUGGACCACAGCAAGAAAAUGACGCCGACGGUGCUGGUGCACAGCAGGGCGGGAGCAGGGACGCACCUGCCCGGCAGCGACAUGGUUCAGAAGGAAACCAUUUCUCCCGGGAAUGGCUGCCCCAUCUACAGGCCUGAAAUUAUCAGCACGGCACCGUCCUCCCGGAUCGUUCCCGGUCCCCGCCCCGGCGGGGACACCCCAGCAUCUGCGUCGCCAGCUCCCAAUGCCAAUGUGGAUUGCGCCAAGAUGGUCAGGAGCUCUGCAGAGAGCGCUGCCUCCGUCAUACAGCACGUUGGGCAGCCUGUCGCUGCCCCAGCGAAACACAGCAAUAAGGUGGCCAAAUCCUGCAGCCAGGAAGCCAGCUUCAAGACGAAUGAGACCGCCCUGGCCUCCAGCCCCAUCUUCCUGCCACCCAAUGAGGCGUUUCGCUCCCCACCUCUGCCCUACCCCAGGAGCUACCUCCCGUACCCGGUGCCAGAGGGGAUAGCCAUCAGCCCUCUCUCCCUUCAUGGGAAAGGACACGUGUAUCCGCACCCCGUCUUGCUGCCCAGCGGCAGCCUCUACCCCGGCCACCUAGCUCCCAAACCCGGCCUCCCCUACAGCCUGCCGGCAGGGCGGGGAGAGUUCAUGACCUACCAGGAUGCGCUGGGGAUGGGGAUGGUGCACCCCAUGCUGCUGCAGCAUUCGGCUUUGGAGAUAAAUAAGGAGGAGAAGGCUGAAAGGAGGUCGCGGUCUCACGAGAGGUCCCGCUAUGAGGACCCAGCUCUACGGGGCCGGUUGCCGGAGCUCCUGGAGAAUAGUGGGAAGAUGCAUUUCGAAGUACCUGGUGACAAGAGUGUGAAAUUGCACCAGAGCUCUGGCCACGGUAAAAACUCUGCCAAAAGUGACAAACACCUCUUCCCAGAUCUUCUGCGAGACGAGCAAGAGUCUAAAAGUGAAGUGAAUGUGAUGAAAGCCGGCUUUGCUGUGGAAAGCAGUAAUCAGGCUAAUGACCCUACAAAGCACAAGGUAGAACAGGCGUCGCAGCACAGAGAUUUUAUUGUAAUGAGAGAGGAGUUUGGAAGAAAUAAUGAUCUUCAGGAAACCUAUAAUUUCAAGCAAGCCCAGAGUUCAUCGGUGUUCGGCUUAAGGAAAGACGAUUUAUCUGUGAGCCAGCCUAAAGAGAGAGUGACGGUCCAGCCUUCGCCUGCUUUCUUGGAAAGCGCUCACGAGAGCGAUGCUCCGACUCUGGCUUUUGGCAAGGUGCAGGAGGACGCGAAGCCGUUCUGCAUGGGGACUGCGCCGCCGAGCAUCGACGCCAGCCAGGCUUAUACCAAAGACGGAGCCGACGACGUAGAAUCUGCUGACGGCAAAAUAUUGAAACCCAAGCCGUCUAAGUUAGCCAAGAGGAUCGCAAACUCUGCUGGUUAUGUAGGCGAUCGAUUCAAGUGCGUGACGACGGAGCUGUACGCAGACUCCAGCCAGCUGAGCCGGGAACAGCGAGCGUUGCAGAUGGAAGGAUUACAAGAGGACAGUAUUUUAUGUCUACCUGCUGCUUACUGUGAGCGUGCAAUGAUGCGCUUCUCAGAGUUGGAGAUGAAAGAGAGAGAAGGCCAAACAGCUACCAAAGACUCAGAGGUCUGCAGAUUCAGCCAGGCAGACUGGGAAAACUUGAAAGGAAACAGUGAAAAGAAGCCAAAGUCUGUCGCUCUGGAAGAUGCCAUUGCUGACCAAAAUGACAAUGACAGAUGUAACUUUACUAGUACAGAAAACAACCAAGGUCACUUCCUUGAUACUCCAGAGGAAAAAGAUCUCUCAAAUGAGAAAUGUUAUUUAGAGAGACAUUCUAUAUAUGAAAAAGAGGAAGAACAGCCAACAGAAGAUAUUGGCCAAUAUCCAUGUCCACGUCUGGACAGGAAGCGUAAACACUCUGGUGAGAGAGUACAAAAUGAUGGGAGCCAAAAUGAAAACUUUGUGGAUGAACUGCAGGAUGAACUUAUAUCAAAAGCAAAAAAGAAGAAGAACUCCAAAGAUGACUGGCCUGAGAGGGAAAUGACAAACAGUUCCUCUAACCACUUAGAAGAGCCCAGUUGUAAUGAGGUGACCAACCUGAAGGUGUGCAUUGAAUUAACAGGGCUCCAUCCCAAAAAGCAGCGUCACCUGCAGCAUCUUAGGGAACUAUGGGAGCAGCAGGUGUCACCAGAGAGAUCCCCGUCCGGCAAGUUGGGCCGGCAAAGCAGGAAAGAUUUAGCUGAGGCUGUUCAGCCAGAGGCCACUGCAAAGGUCAAAGACUUCACAGAAGAAAGGCACACCAAGAAAAGGUCAGAGGCCAAAAGCAAUAGAAGUUGGUCUGAAGAGUCCCUCAAAACAAGUGACAAUGAACAAGGCUUGCCCGUAUUCCCAGUGUCUCCGCACAUGAAGAGCCUUUCAUCCACCAAUGCAAACAGCAAAAGGCAGGCUCAGCCAAGCUGUACGCCAGCCUCGAGGUUGGCUGCCAAACAGCAGAAAAUUAAAGAAAGCCGGAAGACAGAUGGGCUGUACACAGACGAAGAGGAGGAUUUCCAACACGCAUCUCUGCUGCAGAAAUACAGCGAGUGUGAGAAGCCACCAGGGAAACGUCAGUGUAAAACAAAACACUUGGCACUGCAGGAGAGGAGAAGGAGGUCAUCUCUGACAGGGGAUGACACCACAGAUAUCGAAAAUGCUGAAGAUAAGGUCGCGGUAACGAGGAAAGUCAGGAAGCGACCAGAGCCUACUUCAGACUGUGACUCCUCGCCAACCAAGUCAUAUGAGCAGAAGCUGUACGAUCGCCUGCAGCAGACUCCCUCAUUGCUCCCUGUCUCACAGCCUUCGCAGCUGCCGGUCGUGAGCCCCCCUCAGGAGAGCACCCCGAGCCGGCCCAUGCCACCCGAAGCACGGAGGCUCAUUGUCAAUAAGAACGCAGGGGAAACGCUGCUGCAGCGGGCGGCACGCCUGGGGUAUGAGGAAGUGGUUCUGUAUUGUUUGGAAAACAAGGUGUGUGAUGUGAAUCAUCGUGACAAUGCGGGUUACUGUGCCCUGCAUGAGGCCUGUGCCAGGGGCUGGCUGAGCAUCGUGCGGCAUCUCCUUGAGUACGGGGCUGACGUCAACUGCAGCGCUCAGGAUGGAACCAGACCUAUUCAUGAUGCAGUUGAAAAUGAUCACUUGGAAAUUGUCCGCCUGUUACUGUCCUAUGGUGCUGAUCCAACGCUUGCGACCUACUCUGGGAGGACCAUCGUGAAAAUGACCCACAGUGAGCUCAUGGAGACCUUCCUCACAGAGUAUUUAACUGACCUGCAAGGUCGGAGUGUUGAUGACCCUGGUUUGUACUGGGAUUUCUAUGGCAGCUCUGUGUGCGAUCCAAAAGAUGAUUCUGGAUUUGACGUCUUGGCAAAUCCUCCUGGCCCAAGUGACGAAGAUGAAGAUAGCUUUAGUGACGUGUUUGAAUUUGAAUUUUCAGAUGAACCUCCCUUGCCGUGUUACAACAUUCAAGUGUGUCUCUCUCAGGGACCGCGAAACUGGCUUUUGCUCUCGGACGUGGUGAAGAGGCUAAAAAUGUCAUCUCGCAUCUUCCGCUGCAACUUCCCCAAUCUGGAAGUUGUCACCAUCACGGAGGCAGAGUUUUACAAACAGACUUCCCUCAGCCAGUUGUUCUCUUGUGCUACGGACCUUGAAGCUUUUAACCCGGAGAGCAAAGAGCUGUUGGACUUGGUAGAGUUCACAAGCGAGCUCAAGACCUUGCUCGGCUCCUCGCUUCACUGGUUGCAUCCACACGAGGACUCUCCCUUUGACAUCCUCUGGUGAACCAUCAGGCCAUUUAAUGUACAGUGCUCUAUAAAGUUACUACUUUAUGUAUAUGUGUUCAAAUGCAAUUGUUUCUGUAAAGAAAGGACACUAUUAAAUAUGAAAAUAUCUUUCCUUUAUAUAAGAAAUCUGAACUCCAGUUGGAUGGAUUUUGGAAGAAUUUUUUUUUAAAUUCAAUCAGUUUUUACAAAAUUGUUAUAUAAUGUUUCUUUAAAUGCACACAGGCUUUGGGAUAAGUUUGUUAUUACUCGGAACACUUUUUUUUUUUUAAAGAACACACCCACACAUUGACUUUGUUUCAUACAAAGCACUGAUUACACAGAACAUACUUUUUCUAGGUGAUGUGAUCAAAGUCAUGUGGCUUGUUUGGGAGACAGAAUUCGGUAAGGCACUUGGUGUUAUUAUUUUUCUUCUUUUGUUUACAGAAUUACCUGCUUUGGCCAGGUAAGCACUAUUGAAUAUAAUUCAAUAGUUUGUAAUAUAAAUUAAACCAUAUCCAUACACAUCAACUAAUUGUAAGAACUUUUAUAUCCUAAUUUAAAAGCUGUGAAAUUUAGUUUUCACACAUCAAACCAGAUUGUUUGUAUAUGUUUAAACAUUUUAUGCUCUUUAUUUAAAGAAGACUUUGAACUAUUUUUUCUGUACCUUGUAAAAUAUUGAAAAACUAACAUAUGUUGAAGUUGCUUGAAACUGUACAUAAACUAAAUUUUCUGAAUUGUGUGUUUAUGUUUGAGAUCUGUGUUUUAACUUUGUAAGUAAAUCUCCUGCCUUUGUAUUUAUAUUUUACAAAAAUUUUCUUAAAGGCAAUAAAACUGUUGAGAAAUGAA
Messenger RNA from Merops nubicus (carmine bee-eater), 6042 nucleotides. It is a transcript of the gene BCOR, whose product is annotated as BCL6 corepressor. Gene Ontology annotation, molecular function: transcription corepressor activity; protein binding. Gene Ontology annotation, cellular component: nucleus. Gene Ontology annotation, biological process: negative regulation of transcription by RNA polymerase II. NCBI's taxonomy places the organism in Eukaryota, Metazoa, Chordata, Aves, Coraciiformes, Meropidae. The transcript has 15 exons. The record is from RefSeq and is a predicted model, not a curated record. The coding region runs from base 47 to 5215 and encodes 1722 amino acids.